This is a messenger RNA of Rotaria sordida, 495 nucleotides long. Lineage: Eukaryota; Metazoa; Rotifera; Eurotatoria; Philodinida; Philodinidae. The record is from the annotation of a GenBank genome assembly.
AUGACACCAGGUGAAUCUCCGAAUCUUACCAAGAUUCAAGAAAAUCAACAACAAACAGAAACAUCACAAUCUGACAUGGAUAUAAUUCCAUCAUCAAUACAGGGUGAAGAGAUACAUGUUGUACAUUUAUGUCGUACAACAGAUUACGAUGGCUAUGGUUUUCGUUUACAAUAUAAUAAAAGUUAUUUUCUUGUUCAUGAAAUUGAAAAUGAUAGUCCAGCUGCUAAAAGUGGUCUACAUGUAAAUGAUAUUAUACUUUCACUCAAUCAACAAUUAACAGAAAACAUGUCUCAUGCUACCUUUGUUGAAUUACUUACUGACAAUUCUAAUCUUGAUUGUAUUGUUCAACCCUUUGAGAAAUUUUUACAUUCGAAUCAUCCAGCAACACUGAAUCGACAAGCGAUAUCAAUAAUUUCAACAGAUCAUAAUAAUGAUGACAAAAAAACGCUUAAAAUGCGCUUUUUUAAUGCUUGGAGAAAAUUAAUACGUCGUUGA